Molecule: messenger RNA, 6978 nt
Organism: Eleginops maclovinus (Patagonian blennie)
Lineage: Eukaryota; Metazoa; Chordata; Actinopteri; Perciformes; Eleginopidae
Gene: sema4bb
Product: sema domain, immunoglobulin domain (Ig), transmembrane domain (TM) and short cytoplasmic domain, (semaphorin) 4Bb
Exons: 15
Coding region: 513-3029 (838 amino acids)
Biological process (GO): positive regulation of cell migration; neural crest cell migration; negative regulation of axon extension involved in axon guidance
Cellular component (GO): plasma membrane
Molecular function (GO): semaphorin receptor binding; chemorepellent activity
Source: RefSeq, a predicted model, not a curated record
CUCCCGCCUGCAUCUGCUGGAUCAGCUCUCACUCCCUGCACACACACACAUACACACACAUUCACACACACAUGCACACUUCCACGCUCCCUCUCACACACUUUUACACAUACACUACCAGGGGGAUUCCUCCACCACUGCAGCCUCUGCUCGCUCCACCUGGCUCCUGUCUUGCACCGUGGGGGGAAAGCACGAUCCAAAAUGACUUUUACUAAAUGGCCACUGGUCGGAGCUUAGUGCUGAUCCGUCGGAGAGCACUAUGAGUAGAUGACAACAAGCAGGAUCUAAUCCAGAAAGGAUUCCUCAUCUCUGUGCUAAGAGUCUACUAACUGUGUUUAAGGGCAACUGGGAGUACAAGAAUCAAGUCAAGGACACGCUUCCUCCCCCUCAGCCUGCAGGAAGAUGGGAGUGAGAAAAUAAAGCUCUGUGGAGUCAAGAGGAGCUUAAUGAGUUCUAAGGAAUCUUAAAACAAACUGCAUCUGUGUAUGUCUGUUUGAGAGGAUCAGGCAACCAUGUGGACAUUAGCUGCGACUGUCCACUGUCUCCUGGCUGCUGCGAUGCUACUAGCUAGCUGCCUCCAAUCGCUGAUGGCCACUGAGGACGACGUCACACCGCGCAUCAGUUUCUCCUACAAUGCAAAGGAGAGGUCGGCCAAGAGAUUCUCCGUGGACGGCGUUUUCAAUUACACCUCCCUGCUGCUCAGCCAGGAGGACGACAUGCUCUACGUCGGAGCCAGGGAGGCGCUGUUCGCCCUCAGCCUGUCGGACAUCAGUAAAGCCAAGCUGCAGAAGAACCUGACGUGGGGCACUCCUGCUGGAAAAAGAGAGGAGUGCAGCUUCAAAGGGAAGGACCUGGAGACUGAUUGCUUCAAUUACAUCAAAAUCCUCCUGCGGCUGAACAGCACUCAUCUCUAUGUGUGUGGCACUUACGCCUUCAGCCCUAUCUGCGCCUACAUUAACACGUCAACGUUCACGCUGGAGAGAGACGAAGUGGGCGAGGUCGUGAUGGAAGACGGGCGUAGCCGCUGCCCCUUUAAUCCAGAGUACAAAUCCACUGCCAUCAUCGUUGAUGGUGAACUGUACACCGGUACUGUCAGCAACUUCCAAGGGAACGAGCCAGUAAUUUACAAGAGUUUGGGUCAGGGAACCGCUCUGAAGACGGAGAACUCUUUAAAAUGGCUGCAAGAUCCCGUCUUUGUCGGGUCAGCUUACAUCGAGGAGAGUCAGCCGGUAGGCAACCCCGUAGGAGACGACGACAAGAUUUACUUCUUCUUCAGCGAGGCGGGGAAAGAAUUUGACUUCUUUGACAACACCAUUGUGUCGCGGAUUGCUCGCGUGUGUAAGGGUGAUCGAGGCGGCGAGCGCGUGCUGCAGAAGAAAUGGACGACCUUCCUGAAGGCCCAGCUCCUCUGCUCCCUCCCGGACGACGGCUUCCCCUUCAACAUCAUCCAGGAUAUGUUUGUCCUGAAGCCCAUGGGAGACAGCUGGGAGAGCACCGUCUUCUACGGCGUCUUCACCUCCCAGUGGUAUAAAGGAGCAUCUGGCAGCUCGGCAGUGUGUGCUUUCACCAUGGCACAGGUGGAAAGAGCCUUCAGCGGGCGCUACCGAGAGGUCAACCGGGAGACACAGCAGUGGUACACCUACAACCAUCCAGUGCCAGAACCACGGCCCGGGGCGUGCGUGACCAACCACGCCAGGCAAAUGGGUAUCCAAUCGUCCUUGCACAUGCCCGACAAAGUAUUAAACUUCGUCAAGGACCAUUUCCUGAUGGACAGUGUGAUCCGCAGCGCUCCCCUGCUGCUGAAACGCAGCGUCCGCUACACACAGAUCGCCGUGCACAAGAUCCAAGGCAUGGAGAGGGCCUACGACGUGCUCUUCAUCGGAACAGAUGAUGGAAAGCUCCAUAAAGCCAUCAAUGCCAAUGAUAAAAUGCACAUCAUAGAGGAGAUGAUUCUGUUUCCCGAGCCUCAGCCGGUGCAACACAUCGAACUCGAUCCUCAGAGGGGUCUGUUGUUUGUGUCGUCCAACUCUGGGCUGGUGGAGGUUCCCGUGGCAAACUGCUCCAACUACCUGAGCUGUGGGGAGUGUGUGCUGUCCCGAGACCCGUACUGCGCCUGGACCGGGCAGCUGUGCCGGGACGUCAGGAUGGCUCCACCUGACAGUCACUGGCAGCAGGAUGUGGAGGAGGCCGACACAUCAGCGAUCUGUAACAGGACGAUCCCCAGCACCAGAGCUGUCAGACCAGCAGCUUCUCGUGGCUCCCAAUGCAAGCUCAUCACACUCCCAAUCAACACCUUCAAAGUCCUGCCCUGUAAGCGGCGAUCCAACCUGGCCCAGAGGAGGUGGCGUUACAGUGACACGGCCAGCCAGUUCCUCUACGCUACUCCAGAGGGAAACCUGGUGGUGGUGGCUCAUGCAGACAAGAUGGAGACCUACGAGUGCUGGUCGGAAGAGGAGGGUUUCCGCCAGCUGCUGGCCAACUACUGUGUGAAGGCGGAGCCUCGUCAGGAGAGCACCACUCUGAUUGGUCACUCGCGCACACCACACAUUAAGAGAGAGGAGACCAUCAUCCUGCCGGGCGAGUCUCGCUCGGAGCAGGUCCUCCACACCAAGACGUACUGGAAUGAGCUGAUCGUGGUUUGCGCCCUGCUGGCCUUUUCCCUCGUGGUGUUCUCCUUGUUCGUCAUCUACAGGAACCGAGAUCACAUGAAGUCCAUGCUGAAGCAAGGGGAGUGCCCUAACAUGCAGCAGAAGAAGCCGAGGAUUGUGGGAAAGCCUGCUGAGAGCUUACCCUUAAACGGUAACACCAUCCCCGUUUCCACUUCUGAUCACAAGGGCUACCAGACGUUAAACGACAACUACAUCUGCAGCACGCCCACACACGAGUCCUCGCCAGACAACAGCAAGAGCUUCUCCGAGGCCUCAGACAGGCGGCCGCUUAAUGUGAAGGAGAGCCACGUGGAAUAUUCCCCGACCUGCCCCCGACCCAGAGUGAGGCUAGGCUCAGAGAUCAAAGACUCCAUCGUAUGAGAGCGCACAGUGUUCGCUCAAAAGCUGCCACCCCGUAUCUCCAUGAGGGAUACAGGCCACCGAGCAAAGGAGAGGAGACCCUGACAUCCCUCUACAUCACAGCACAUCCUUUAUUUUAGUCAUCUUUUGUUCUGUGAUCAAUGCAGAGGUCAUUUCUUUAACCAUUUCCACUCCGAAGCCAGAGGUUGGUCUGGUGCGAUGCAUAGUGCAGGACCAGGAUCAACAGUCCUGGCAGCUGCUCAGAAUAUAACUCUUUGUCAUUCUCACGGCCACUGAUGUGUGUGAGGCUGGGCAAUAUGAGGAAGAAAAAACACCACAGUAACUAGAAGAUCUUCUUCUGAUAUCAAUAUCCAUCACCCUAUUACUUAAGGUAUGCAAGAUCCAACAUUAAAUUGUCUAGUUAAUGUCCAUUAAAUGAUAUUAUAAAAUAACUUAUGAAUAUUGAUAGGUUUCCCGGCCUUAUUUAAGUACAUGUAACCUAACACAUGCUCUGCAGAAGAGCUUCUAUUAUUAUGCACACUAAAACCAAGCGACAGCUACACGGUGACCAAGAGUUCAGAUUUGGGAGAAUAUACUACAUUUUUUGCAUCGUUAUGGAAGUCAAGAGCACAUUUGUUCCCUUUUUGCUGAAUAAAUGCCACGAGUGUAUGAGGAUAAGGAUGACGAGAGAUGAGGCUGAUCAGGGGAAGAGGCCACAUGCUCUUGGAAAAAAACAUUUAAAAGGACUAUCACUAAAAGAAAGAUAUGCUCCAGGGCCUAAAUACUGACAUUUACCUCCUGAAUGUAUGUUGUUGUUCAAAGGAUCAUUCACACAUCACCGCACCAUGGACAAUAGGGACCCCGUUGCUCUUCAUCUCAGAGUCAGCCCUUUUCUUCAGUAUUAACCUGCAGGUACCACGAUGGGCUCAGAAAUUAAGUAUGGAAAAGAGACCUGACAUUGUUACGUCAGUCAAGGCGGACAUUACAAGCACAGAGCCAAGAAAAAAAAUAAGGAGACGUCCGCAUCCCCACCAUCGUCAGGGCAGCACCAAAAUCAUCAUGUGCACUGUGCCAAAAAAACAACUUGAUUGUCUCAUCUUAAAUGCAAUAGUGCCAUUCUGUUAUGACCACUCCCAUGCUUUGUGUUUGCAUUGAUCACUGUCGAAGAGCACAUGGUGGAGGAACCAGACGUGGGUUUCACAAAAGUGGCACUAAUAAUAAACAAAUGUGAAGUGCACAGUUGGACAUUUCUCUAAGACUGUUAGCUCACAACGAACUUUUCAGACUGUGUUGAGCAAAAAUAAUUUACGUUCAUGGAAAAUUGGGCCAAAGGAUGAAGGUUUCUUCAUGUGAACGCUUGACUCGCGUUAGUCAGUUGAGAAAAUAUUCCAGUUUUUCCUUUAGCUACCCUUAAGGGAGAUAUUUGCCUUCUUACUAUACACUGAAACAUACAGGUACAACAAGCUUGACGAGCGCUACAAACACAAACUGUUCAUCUAAGCACCAAUAACUCCAACAGAACAACCAUUAAUAACUGUCACUGUAGUGAAUGGAUAAUAUCUUAUCUUUCCCACAAUGCAGCUGCACUAUGUAGUGAUGUAGUUGCAUAGAGCGCUGUACAAGCUCAAUAUAACUCCCCCGCCUCCCCAGCAGGAUACAUUUCUAACAUACGUGGCGUUCCCUCCACUCAGUCAGAUGUCAUUGCGACGGUAAUGUGAAAGCACAAGUAAUCAGGGUCUUGAAUACCUACAGGUUUGCACGUCAGUAAAAAUCAGAGCGUACUCUUAAGAAAUGCAACUACUGAGAGACAUGAGGUGUAGCUGCUGAGGAAAACGAUUUGUAGAAAUUACAGGGACCAGUGCAGCCAUGACGAACACAUUGCACCCACAAAGCUUGGACUUUUGAGACUUAACAAGCAGAAUUUCCCAAAGAUGUAGGAUGCUGACUGUGUUGUGUAAAUCUGAAAGAGAAGCAUUUACACAGCCACAGAGACAAUAUGGCAACACAUGUCUUAGAAUACAUCACCAUCUCACUGUAUUGAACAAAUAAGCCUACAGUAUAUAUUCCAGUAUCAAACAGAAUAAACAUUUUUGCUAUGAACAACACUGAGCAGAUGACGAAGUGUUAUGUAACUGCUCCAAGUUGACAAAGUAAUUGCACAGCAUACUGCGCAACAGUGGUCAGUGUUUCCUUUACGUUAGUUUUUGUUGUGUAUAUACAGUAUCUGUGCUUAAUAUUGUGUGUUUUUCAAGGGACCUUGUGCAAGAUGUGUUGUAGAGAUAGUCUUUAAACUAGAGAGUGAACACUGCUGAUAUUUUGUUUUCAUAGUGCUUUGCUGCCGACUUCAGCAAACAUUUCCAAUCUUGCACAGAAGACAGUACAUUUCUUACCAUGCUGUUAGAUCAGCACACGGGCUGGUUUUCAUCAAGCAUGUCAAAGCAGGAGGAGUUUCUGUUUAUAUUUGUCAAACUCAAUUAGAGGUGUAGUGUGAUAGAGUAGGAAUUAUAAGCAUUAACUUUCUUGCUGAGUCAGAUGAGAAGAUGGUUGCUUAGCUUAGCUUAGACCUAAAAUGAGGACAAGGGCUACCAUGGCUCGUGCAGUAACACCCUGACGUUGUGUUUAGGUUGCCAGAAAACCAAAUAGUAUGUUCUUUUGUGAACAUUACAGGGGCUGGUAGGAAUAUUUUGACACGUUUUGGAUCACAUAAGGCUAGACUGUCUCCUCAAUUUUCUAUUGUUUGUGCUAAGCGAAGUGGUUGUUGGCUUGUGUUCACCAUGAAGACAUCAGUUAUCUUCUCAUCUUACUCUUUGCAUGGAAAACAAAUGCGCACAUUUCUCAAACAGUCUACCUUCUCCUUUAAUCUUUUUUGCUGAGGCUAACCAAAUAAACAAGAGUCAAGCCUUUUCCAGCAGAUGCGUAACAAAAAUAUCAGCCUCUAAAAGCCUUGGCCCCGAGCAUUGUUUGACAUCACAGCUAAAUCAGAUUUUCUGAACUAUAUAACGUCUCUCUGGAGACAGAAAACCCUGCUUUCAGAUGCUUGGUGAUAACCUCACUGCAUAUUUUCAAAAUGCCUUUAGAUGAAGUUGUUCUGCCUUUAGCCACGUGCCACACCGUGCUCUACCCAGCAGUGACCUCACCACCGGAGAUGUGGUGAAGGGCGUGAUUGUAGCCCUCCGUGGGCACACUUAACUCAACAACACUACACGGGUCAACAGUAGAUUUUACAAGCCACCAUUACCUGCAGACAAUAGGACCUGGAGCUGCUCAAAAUCUUGUACUAUUCUGCGCAUUGUGUCAGAAAUACUGUGCACAUAGAAACAUCUUUCUGUAGAGGUCAAUAUUUAAGAAAUAUACUAUUUGACCUAAUGCCAAUAAAAGUAUAUUUCAGGAAUGCAUAUUUAUUAACGACUAGCUUUUCACAAAAAAGUGAAUAAUAACCUGGUGAAUGAUGCUUUAUUUUGAGUGGCUCCUCAGUAAUGCAACAUACUGUACAGGACAUGAAUGUAGCCAACUAUACCAUGUUUUGUAGAGCAUCUACAGCGGUCUAUUUUCCUAGAAAGACCGCUUAAGUAGGCAAUCCAUUGCAACAUCAUAUUAGGAUUUUGUUCAAACAGUCAUACUACAAUGAAACAGCACAAUAGAAGUAAUUAAUCAUUUGUGCUGCUCGAUGUCGUACUGCUCUAAGAUGCAAGCACAGCUCCAAAUCCUUCAUAUCGGCUCAGCCAUGAGACACAGCGACUGCUUUGCCUCAGCGUACUGAACAACAUAAGCUUAGUCGACUGAAUAACUAUUAGACAAAUGUGGUCUUGCCUGCAUGAUUUCCUUUUUUAUUUGUUGUGUACAAAUAACAUUGUGAACUGUAUUUUUUGUAUCAUUGAGAUUGUGACUGUUGUUUUUAUUAUAUUGUACAUAAAAAGCACUUUAUUUUAAUUUUUUAAGAUAAAUGAAUAAAAUACAUGUUUUGAAAAAA